AUGUCCCAAACUGAAGAUCUCUCUGCUUACGAUACGAGACAAUCCGCGAUCGAUGAAGGUGCUCUCGUCGUGGACAUGGUAUUCGAAAAUGUCACCGUACAAGAUGUCAUGAAUGUUCUCAAAGAUUAUGAAAAGUAUUCGGAAUUUGUGGAUGGAACCAACAAGGCAGAGAUUACCAAAAAAGUGACAUCUGAUGGAAGAGUGGUAGAUGUGUUUUGGAAUGUUACGAUUGCAUCGAUUAAAACUGUGGAGUAUACUUUGAGGUUGGCUUGUUUGGAUGAUGGAACUUCAUGGUCAGAAACAGAUCAUGGACCAUUCAAGAAGAAUCGAGGUGGUUGGAAGUUGCGUCCAACAGAGGAUGGAAAGGGUGUCGCAUUAAGUUAUAUUAUUUUAUUGGAAUUUAGUGUUUGGGUUCCUGGAUUUAUCAAGGACUUCCUUGUUGGUAAAGGACUUCCAAAAACUCUGGAAGCAUUCAAGAAGAGAAUUAAUGAAAAGAAGAGUGAACAGAAAUAA
Molecule: messenger RNA, 513 nt
Organism: Naegleria fowleri
Lineage: Eukaryota; Heterolobosea; Eutetramitea; Acrasida; Naegleriidae
Exons: 4
Coding region: 1-513 (170 amino acids)
Source: RefSeq, a predicted model, not a curated record